AUGUCGGGCAAGCUUGGGGUGUGUUCCUUCUGCAAUGAGAAUGUAGCCAAGUACAAAUGCCCGAAGUGCGCUGUAGCAUACUGCUCUUUGGGAUGUUUCAAGAGUGAAAGCCACAGAGAAAUGGAUUUGAAAGUAGCACAUGUAAAAGAUAUUCACCAGAAACCGAAAGACGAGACUUACGACGAGGUUGUUAAUUCUAACCGAGAACAAUCCCCAACAAACAGAAUUUUCCAGAAAAUCGCCCAGGACCCAAAAAUCAGAGCCAUGUUAAAAUAUAAUUCUCUACAAUUGCAUCUUUUGACCUUGAUUAAGAUUUUGGAUGAUCCCACCUUGUUCAAGUCUACUAACGAGCAAAUCUUUACAACCGAAAACAAGCAUGCCAUGAUGAAUCUAAAGCUUAAUGAUCUACGCGCCGGAGGCAUUGAGCAAAACGAACUAGUAGAAGAAUUCAUCCUGCGAGUUGCAGAAUUGUAUGAAGAGUACCUGGAAGCAGAAGUUUCAACAUGAUUCUAACAAGUAGUUAAAUAUUACCAGGAUGCGAUGCAGGGAUCCAACUUACAGUAGACUGUUAUGUAGGGCAACAGGUUGCCAAAUGGUGGGCGGCAGAGUGGGUUCGUGAAUGUUUCCAUACUCCAUCAUGUCUUUGGCGUAGAGCGGUUUCAAUAGAAACUCUACUUCAGCACGCGUCCCUCCACCUACCUUAAAUUGUGCAUAGACAAAGCACCUCAAUAGGUAGAUGUGAAUAUUUCAGAUCAUGAAAAUACAAUUAGCCAAAC
Scheffersomyces stipitis CBS 6054 is the source of this 776-nucleotide messenger RNA. It is a transcript of the gene HIT1, whose product is annotated as Hit1p. The transcript has a single exon. Lineage: Eukaryota; Fungi; Ascomycota; Pichiomycetes; Serinales; Debaryomycetaceae. The record is from RefSeq and is a predicted model, not a curated record. Bases 1 to 507 code for a protein of 168 amino acids.